AUGUACGUGUUCGGCGACUCGACGCUGGACGUCGGAAACAACAACUACCUGCCGGUGGCGCACGUCCGCAGAGCCAACAGGCCCUACUACGGCGACGACUUCCCCGGCGGCGUUCCCACCGGAAGGUUUAGCAACGGCUACAACACCGCCGAUUUCAUUGCAAAGUGCAUAGGGUUGGUGAGCAGCCCUCCGCCGUACCUGUCGCUGGUGGCGCCAGCAAGCUCGGGCGGCCUUCUGGUCCCCACUGCUUUCACCAUCGGCGUCAGCUAUGCUUCCGGAGCAGCUGGCAUCCUCGACUCCACGAACGCAGGCAAGUGCAUCCCGUUGUCCACGCAGGUGCAGUACUUCAGCGCUACCAAGACCAAGAUGGUCGCCGCGGUGGGCGCCGCCGCGGUGAACAAGCUGCUCGCCGACUCCAUCAUCCUCAUGGGCAUCGCCAGCAACGACAUGUUCGUGUUCACCGCCGCCGAGCAGUCGCGGAACAGGUCAGCCGCGGAGCAGCAGACCGACGCCGCCGCCCUCUACGCCGACCUCCUCUCCAUCUACUCCGCCACCAUCACGCUCGCCGCCGGCUUCGACGACGCGCUCGGGCCACUCCUCGCCGGCCUCGCCGCCAGGGUGCCGGGCCUCGUAUACUCGCUCGCCGACUCUUUCCGCCUCACGCAGGACACCUUCGCUGACCCUGGGGCGUCGGGGUACACCGACAUCACCGGCGCGUGCUGCGGGAGCGGCAGGCUGCUGGCGCAGGCUGACUGCCUGCCCAACUCCACCGUCUGCACCGACCACGACGGGCACGUCUUCUGGGACCGGUAUCACCCGGCCCAGCGGGCGUGUCUUCUCACGGCCCAGGCGUUCUACGACGGACCGGCCCAGUACACCUCGCCCAUCAACUUCAUGCAGCUGGCCCAGUCCAGUUAG
Messenger RNA from Miscanthus lutarioriparius, 918 nucleotides. NCBI's taxonomy places the organism in Eukaryota, Viridiplantae, Streptophyta, Magnoliopsida, Poales, Poaceae. The record is from the annotation of a GenBank genome assembly.